This is a messenger RNA of Phoenix dactylifera (date palm), 1502 nucleotides long. RefSeq lists its product as uncharacterized. The record is from RefSeq and is a predicted model, not a curated record. NCBI's taxonomy places the organism in Eukaryota, Viridiplantae, Streptophyta, Magnoliopsida, Arecales, Arecaceae.
GUGCGCUUCCCCGCUUUUGUGGAAAUUAUCAAGAACACCGCACUUUCUCUCUCUCUCGUCCUUUCUUUCGCUUCGAUUCGUUGUUCCGACGAGUGGAUCCGUUCCUUCCUUCCGCGCGAUCGAGUCAUGCCCUUCUCCUCGUCCCGUCUCUCAGUUCGAGCUCGGGCCGCGCGAAGCCUAUAAAAAUGAUCCCCGCGGAUCGGAAGAGCAGAGACCGCGACCCAUCGCGAGAUAGAGAUUACAGCUCGUUGCCGUGGGGCUUUCUCCUCUUCGGUCUGAUCGGCGCCACCGCCACCACCGUCGCGGUUGGUCAGUUGCGCAGGACUGUUGAUUGGUUCUAUACUCAGGUUAACAGGUCACAGCAAUCUUCAUCAUGGAGGAAUGCAACCGGCAGUUCAAAUCGUGGAAGUUAUAGGGAAGAAGCUUGGAAUAGAUACAACCGUCGAAUGCAAGAGGAGUAUGAGGAGGAGAUGGAGAGAGUGGAACGCAUAAGGCGGGUGCAAAGUGUAUUUAACAAAGAAAGAAGCAAGUAUAAGAAGAGCUAUGAGACAUGGAGUGAUCCUGGUCCUGGAGCAUAUCAGCAUUUCCAAAGGGAUGACUGGUACUGGAAGACAGAUACAUCUUACAAAGAUAGAAGAACAAAUUUCAGAUUCACUCCUAGGGAAAGUGGAAGCUAUUUGAUGUCACAUCACUACUCAGUCUUGGGUCUUGAUAGGUCAAGGUCAGAACCAUACUCCGAUGCUGAGAUUAAGACUGCUUUCAGAACAAAAGCUAUGGAAUACCAUCCAGAUCAAAACCAGGAUAACAAAGAGGCUGCAGAGGCAAAAUUUAAAGAAGUAAUGACGUCUUACGAAGCAAUAAAAUUAGAGAGGAAAGGUGGAAGGUGUUGAUUGUACUAGUAAUUGUAAAUAUAGAUCAUGUCAGAGGCGAUUGUAACUGAUUUGUUUGGCCCCAAAUGAUCUACCUUUGGAUUCUUUUUCAUGAGGAACUCAGAUGGUUUGAGGGGUCUGGUAAAAAUAUAUUGCAUUUUGUACUCAAACAGCACAAUGUUCAAACACGGGUUGGAUUGAUGAAGACACAUCAACAUCAGACUCUUCUGUUGGCAAGAAACCCGAAGAAUAGAGGUGGUUCCGCUUCACACGGCUCACUAGAAAUGAUUCAAUACUGGCUGUUGAACAAGGGCCUGCUUUCGAGCCAAUUAGAUGCAGGUUUUUUUUUGGCUUGCCAUGUUCUAAAAUUGAGACUCGUUUGACUAUGAUUUUCUGAGUGAUGAAGGUCACCCUAAGUCUUUUCUUGGUUUGGAGGUCACACAUUCUCCUCAUGGAUAUUUGAUAUAUCAGAUCAAAUAACGUAAUGAAACUCAUGUUUCCAAGCGUGUGGACUCAUCAGAUGUAUUUGGUUACCAUUAAUCAGCUAAAACUAUGAAAGUUGCUUAUUUCCGGACUGGAAAUAUUGUACAUGAUUACUAAAUGCGAAAUUUAUGUCUGAUCUUUAUUGAGGUA